Brachypodium distachyon (stiff brome) is the source of this 2394-nucleotide messenger RNA. Its product is annotated as transmembrane protein 209. The transcript is spliced from 7 exons. NCBI's taxonomy places the organism in Eukaryota, Viridiplantae, Streptophyta, Magnoliopsida, Poales, Poaceae. The record is from RefSeq and is a predicted model, not a curated record. Gene Ontology annotation, cellular component: membrane. The coding region runs from base 175 to 2166 and encodes 663 amino acids.
CGAGUUUCUGGCACGACCUCGUAUCCGGUGCCCCAAUGUCGAUUCCAAUUGCCUUCCCCCGAAUUUGAACGCAGUAGCUCCAAUUUCAAACAGCUCGCUCGGUGUCGCCGCACCCCUUCCACCUGCGCCGCGCAUCCCAUCAGGCCGCCCAAGGCGACGGCAACACCCGCAGCAAUGGAGUUCCGGCACGGUGGCUCGCCGGGCGGCGGCGGCGGCGGCAAGGCGCGGGACAAGUUCUCGGUGUACCAGAACCCAUCUCUCACCCGCGCGCUCGCCUCCCGCAGCGUCCGCCCUUCCCUCCCGGUCCUACUCCUCCUCGCGCUCUCCCCCGUAGUCUCGGCCUCCUCCCUCAUGGCCCUCUCGUCCCGGGAGGGGCAGCUUUUCAAGGUCGCCGGCCGCGCGGGUGUAUCUAUCGCUGCAGCCCUGUUUGUUGUUAGGUUGGUGGAGGGAGCGCUGGGACUUGUAGCACUUUUGACACUAUCGGCGUUCUUCAGGGCACUGAUGCUAUACAAUGGGAAGAAGGCAUUGGCCAAGGAGGACAAGGUUGCGUUGUCUGAACGCCAACUGGGCCUUCUUGGCUUAAAGACCACAGGUUCAGAAGGAGCUGGCAUGAAUGAGCAAACCAAAAAGCCUCCCAAGGCAAAGCCAUCAACACCCUCAGAGCCGAUUGUUCCUAUCAGGAGAUCUUCGUUCAGCUACACACCGUCUCGGGUGCAACCCAGGAUUGGUUCCAGCCAUUUGAGCCCAGGUGGCGAGAGAUUGACCGCAUCAUUACAAAUGUCGCCUUCCACUCCACUACAGAAGCCUGUUUCUUCCCCUUCAACUCCAUGGUCGAGGAAAAGCUCAGGCAGCGCCAAGGGCAUACAGACGGAGGCGAUGUUGGACCAGUUCUUGGCUGGCUUGGAUGAAAAUAUUGAUAAUCUCACAGAUUCAGCGAGUAAAACUGCGACACCCCCAGCAACCAUUACAGGCUUUGGCAUCGCUAGCCCUGUCUCAGUUACCACAUCAACCACCAAUUCUGGUGCUGCACGGAGCACACCUUUGAGGCCUGUGAGGAUGUCUCCUGGCUCCCAUCAGAAGUACAGCACGCCGCCAAAAAAGGGUGAGGGUGAACUUCCACCUCCGAUGACCUUAGAGCAGGCAGUGGAUGCCUUUGAGAAUCUGGGAGUAUACCCUGAGAUCGAGCAGUGGCGAAACAAUCUCAGGCAGUGGUUUUCUUCAGUUCUGGUGAACCCGCUUGUCCAAAAAAUUAAAUCAAGUCAUAUCCAGGUUAAGAAAACAACAGCUAGCAUUGGGGCUUCAGUUACUGUUAGCCAAGUUGGAAGUGAUCUGCCAAGCACAACAACACCACUUAGCUUAUCGCCACUUGGUGGGACUAAAGAUUGGCAGCCAACUGUGACGGUAGAUGAGGAUGGUGUUCUUAAUCAAUUACGUGGUGCACUUCUCCAUUCUCGUAAUGCUCCCGCUGCCCAACCUUUUGGUAGUCCACAACAGCCACAAUCAAACCCCCUCCUUCCAGCUAUUCAAGCAUGUAUUGAUGCAAUUACAGAGCACCAGAGGCUUAAUGCUCUGAUGAAGGGAGAGCUGAUAAAAGGCUUGCUGCCACAGAGUAGUGUACGUGCUGAUUACACUGUUCACAGAGUUCAAGAACUUGCUGAAGGAACAUGCUUGAAGAAUUAUGAUUACAUGGGUUACAGAGAUGGCUAUGGUAAAUCCGAGAAAAAGUGGACCAGCGAGCUGCCUACUGACUCACACUUCCUUUUGUACUUGUUUGCUGCUUUCCUUGAACAUCCAAAGUGGAUGCUUCAUGUUGAUCCUACCUCCUACUCUGGUGCCCAGUCUAGCAAAAAUCCCUUAUUUCUAGGAGUCCUUCCAUCAAAAGAGAGGUUUCCGGAGAAGUAUGUUGCUUUGAUAUCUGGUGUCCCAGCAGUAAUUCACCCAGGGGCUCUUGUACUGGCCGUGGGCAAGCAGAGUCCUCCAAUAUUUGCCCUAUACUGGGACAAGAAGCUGCAAUUUUCUCUUCAGGGAAGAACAGCACUGUGGGAUGCCAUUUUGCUUCUGUGCCACCAAAUAAAUGUUGGCUAUGGUGGUAUUGUCAGGGGAACCCAUAUUGGCUCUUCUGCCUUGAACAUCCUGUCCGUUCUUGAUUCGGACAUGGAGAGCUGAACAGCUGCCUGCUUGUCAGCUGGAGACCUGUUGUUGUGUGUACUCGGAAGGGGAUAGAUCAUGACUGGCCCAGUUGCUGGUGUUACAUUGUAACGAUCACCAGCAUAUCUCGAACUAAUUUAGUGUUAGAAUGCGAUAUGCCCUACUGGAGGUUCACCUGAACUUUAUUGUAUCUUAAAUCGCUUACAGUCCAAACUCCUUAAUGCAAUGUUUGUGUUCCUUGAAUCA